AUGGCGACAGGAGGCCAUGCCCCAGAGACAGACGUGUUGAUCAACCUGCAUCAGGGUCUGGUGGAGGAGGAGAAGACCUCUACAGAGGGCACUGAGGAUGAAGACUGGGAAAGGGCCUUGGCCGUGGAGAGGUUUGGGGAUAUCAUUACUGAGUCUGCCUCUAACGUCGCAGACAAGAUGGGUCGCUGUUACAACGAGAAGGACUUUGAGUAUCACCGACACACGUUCCAUCACACCCACCACCCCCUCUCCACCCACCUGCCCCCACCCCAGCGUUUCCGCAAGAGGGUGCUGAGCAUGGAGCGCCGCCGUAAGAAAAAGAGAAAGAAAAAGAAAACCUCCAUGCCUCCUUCUGAGGUCACGCCCACGAUCCACGAGGUGGACGAAGAGGAGGCGGAGUCGGACGCCGAGGGGCAGGGCCAAGCCGCCACACCCACCGAACCAUCUGACGAUCAGCCGCAGUUUAGUUUGGGCAGUGAAGAGGACCUGGUGCCCCCCCUCCUCAACACCAGUUUUCACAUGGAGAGCGAAGUCACCCAGGGGAGAGCUGAGGAGGUCUCAUCUAAGACCGUCCGUGCAGAGGAGCAGGAUUCACAGGGAGGGCAAGGGGAAGAUGAAGAGGAGGAAGAGGAGGUGCCCAGUAGGUUUAGCCCCUCUUCUGAACCCCCUAGCGUCACCACCACGCGAGGCUGGUUCCGUCGGAAGCCCCUCCACCGGCUGGCAGGGGCGCAGCGGACCAGCUACGACCUCCGGGAGCGCAUCUGCAUCGGCAGUAUGACUGGCAUGGAGACGGCCGUGUACCAGAAAGUGCCCACGGACGAGGCUGAGGCCCAGAUGCUGGCCAGCGCUGACCUGGACGACAUGAAGAGUCACCGGUUCGAGGAUAACCCAGGGGUGAGGCGUCACCUCGUUAAAAAAUCGUCCCGUUGUCAAAUCCAGCGGACAAGCAACAGCUCGCCUCCUCUCUCCAGCCUGAAGAAGAGGAAGAGGAUGGAGAAGAAAACUCACGAGGUGUUUGUGGAGCUUAACGAGCUGAUUGUGGACAAGAACCAGGAGAUGCGCUGGAAGGAGACGGCGCGCUGGAUCAAGUUCGAGGAGGACGUAGAGGAGGAGACAGACCGUUGGGGCAAACCUCACGUGGCCUCGCUGUCCUUCCGCAGCCUGCUGGAGCUCCGCAGGACCAUCACUCAUGGUGCCAUAAUGUUGGAUUUGGACCAGAAUACUCUGCCAGGCAUUGCCCACCUGAUGGUGGAAACCAUGAUCAUCUCGGACCAGAUCAGGGCUGAGGACCGAGCCAGCGUUCUGAGGGCCCUGUUACUCAAACACAGUCAUCCCAACGACGAGAAAGAGGGCCUUUUUCACCGGAACCACUCCACCAACAGCCUGGGCAGCUUCCACCGCAACCACAACCACGUCCUGGACACCACCUUGCCCCUCGUGUCCGAGGACCACGUGGAGCUGCGGGAGACCAAAGCGGGAGACCAUGACAAAGAGAAAUCCGUGCACCCCCUUCCUGCCGACGGACAUCCUGCCGGCAGGUCCAUGAAACUCCUCGCAAAGAUCCCCAAGGAUGCCGAGGCAACUGUCGUUUUAGUUGGGUGUGUUGAGUUUCUGGAGCAGCCCGCCAUGGCUUUCGUCAGGCUGAACGAGGCCGUUCUGCUGGAGUCGGUUCUGGAAGUUCCCGUCCCGGUCCGGUUCAUUUUUGUGCUGCUGGGUCCAACGCAGACGAACAUGGACUACCACGAGAUCGGACGCUCUUUCUCCACCCUCAUGUCCGACAAGAAUUUCCAUGAGGUGGCCUACUUCGCUGAUGAUAGGCAGGACCUGUUGAACGGCAUUAACGAAUUCUUGGACUGCAGCAUUGUCAUCCCGCCCUCUGACGUGGAGGGAAAGGACUUACUGAAGACGGUGGCCUCCUUCCAAAAGCAAAUGCUACGCAAACGAAAGGAGAGAGAGAAUAAGAAAUCUCUGAUCACUGCUCCUGGAGUCGACCAAGAGAAUAAGGACAUGAGUACAGAUGAACAAGAGGAAGAGGAUUCGGAGGUGGACCCUCUCAAGCGUUCAGGAAUCCCGUUCGGAGGUCUGAUCCAUGAUAUCCGCCGACGUUACCCCCGUUACAUGAGUGACAUCAAGGACGCCCUGGACACGCAGUGCAUCGCUGCUGUCAUCUUCAUUUACUUCGCCGCUCUGUCGCCCACAAUCACCUUCGGAGGUUUGCUAGGAGAGAAGACGCAAGGGAUGAUGGGAGUGUCCGAGCUCAUAGUUUCUACGGCGACGGUGGGUGUGCUGUUUUCCUUGUUGGCCGGGCAACCGUUGCUCAUCAUUGGCUUCUCUGGGCCUCUGCUUGUGUUCGAGGAGGCUUUCUAUAAGUUCUGCCAGGCUCAGGGCUUUGAGUACCUGACUGGUCGGGUUUGGAUCGGUUUCUGGCUCAUCUUCAUCGUCUUGGUGAUAGUGGCAGCCGAGGGUAGUUUCCUCGUGCGCUACAUUUCUCCCUUCACUCAAGAGAUCUUUGCCUUCCUCAUCUCCCUCAUCUUCAUCUAUGAGACCUUCUCCAAACUCAUCAAGGUGUUUCAAGAGCAUCCGCUGAUGAAGAGUUACCCUCCCGCCCCGGCCUUAACCGCCUUCGGCAUCGCCGAUCCGUCUCAAGUCGACAUUACGACCGACGGCCCAGUUCUCAAUCAGCCCAACACUGCCCUGCUGUCUCUAGUGCUCAUGUUCGGAACUUUCUUUGUGGCCUUCUUCCUGAGAAAGUUCCGGAACAGCAGGUUCCUUGGUGGAAAGGCGAGGAGAAUCAUCGGAGACUUUGGGAUACCCAUCUCCAUCCUGUUCUCUGUGAUCGUGGAUUUCUCCAUCCCCGACACUUACACACAGAAGCUGAACGUGCCCUCUGGUUUUUCGGUCACGUCCCCCGAUAAACGCGGCUGGUUUAUUAGUCCCUUUGGCGAUAAACAGCCCUUCCCAGUUUGGAUGAUGGGAGCCUCGGUGGUACCAGCCUUACUUGUCUUCAUCCUCAUCUUCAUGGAGACACAGAUCACCACGCUGAUAGUGAGUAAGAAGGAGCGUCGACUUGUGAAGGGAUCGGGAUUCCACCUGGACCUGCUGCUCAUCGUCACGCUGGGGGCCGUCUGCCCGUUGUUCGGCCUGCCCUGGCUGACUGCUGCCACCGUCCGCUCCGUAACGCACGUCAACGCUCUGACCGUCAUGAGCAAGGCCACCGCGCCGGGAGAGAAGCCCAUGAUACAGGAAGUCAAGGAGCAGAGGGUGACUGGGAUGUUGGUCGCCGUUCUUGUGGGCCUGUCUAUUGUAAUGACGGACGUGUUGCGCCUCAUUCCCCUGGCUGUGCUGUUUGGAAUCUUCCUGUACAUGGGCGUCACCUCCCUCACCGGCAUCCAACUGUAUGAACGCAUCACACUGAUGGUUACACCUGCCAAGCACCAUCCUGAUCACAUCUAUGUCACCAAGGUGAAGACCUGGCGAAUGAAUAUGUUCACCCUCAUCCAGUUGUUUUGUAUCAUCCUGUUGUGGGUGGUCAAGUCGACCGUGGCGUCCCUCGCCUUCCCGUUCAUCCUCAUUCUGACGGUGCCGCUGAGACGCCUGCUGCUCACCAGGAUCUUUGAGGAGCGGGAACUGCAGGCGCUGGAUGCAGAAGAAGAUUCGCCUAAUUUCGACGAGGACGGCCAGGACGAAUAUAAUGAGAUUCACAUGCUUGUCUAA
This is a messenger RNA of Chanos chanos (milkfish), 3714 nucleotides long. RefSeq names its product solute carrier family 4 member 3 (gene slc4a3). Lineage: Eukaryota; Metazoa; Chordata; Actinopteri; Gonorynchiformes; Chanidae. The coding region runs from base 1 to 3714 and encodes 1237 amino acids. The transcript has 22 exons. The record is from RefSeq and is a predicted model, not a curated record. Gene Ontology annotation, molecular function: monoatomic anion transmembrane transporter activity; solute:inorganic anion antiporter activity. Gene Ontology annotation, biological process: monoatomic anion transport; transmembrane transport; regulation of intracellular pH. Gene Ontology annotation, cellular component: plasma membrane.